CGUUUAGCUGGUUCUUUGGCUCUAGCGAGACACCAUAGUUCCAAGCACUGUAUGUUUUCCUUUUUAAUUAGCUGCUAGCUUGUUAAGUGAUUCCAAGUAGCUUCAUAAUCUUUGACUGGAUUUAUUUUUAGCUAGCGAUUAAAGAGUCGUUGGAGGGUAUUCACUCUAUUCCUGCACAUAGAAAGGGUGUAAAUCCACAGACCAGACCAGAGGCUGUCUAGCUAGGUCAGGAUUAGCCGCUCCUCGAGACUGCUGGCUGCUCAGUUCUUGAAAGGGAUCUCUUCUACUACAGACGUUGGGCGGCAUUAGCAAGUUAGCUCGCUACCUAGAAAACGCACUGCACAGAACCGAUAGUUUUUCACAACAUGUCAUAUCGGAGGACAAUUAAAAUAGUGUGUGGGUUCGCUGGCGGAUCAGCGGUGCUGGUUGUUGCGGCUGCCGCAGCGGAAUACCAGGGCUGUUUCGGCCACACGCGAGCCGCUCGGUGGAGCCUGUUCAAUGUUUUGCAAGCUGCACAGCCAGCGGGGAACCGCACUGUUGAAUCUACUGGAAAUGCCUGGGAUUUCAACUGGGAUAAGCGGGACCCGUCCGCACUAUUGACAAAUGGGAAGAAGAAGGAGGUCGUCAGUGAAGACCCAAGCUCAGAGCAGGACAAUGGGAAACCCAAAGCCACACGCAACAUCCUCCUCAUCAGACACUCCCAGUACAACUUGAGUGGCAAUGGAGACCAUGAGAGAAUCCUCACCCCUUUAGGUCGGGAGCAGGCUGAGUUUACUGGCCAGCGGUUGGCUGCCCUUGGGUUAAAGUAUGACAUCAUGGUCCACUCCACUAUGGCCAGGGCCACCGAGACUGCCAACAUCAUCAGCAAAUACCUCCCAGGGGUGGAGCUGGUGAGCUGUGAUUUGCUAAGAGAAGGAGCACCCAUUCAACCUGUGCCUCCUGUCACCCACUGGAAGCCUGACGCUGUGCAGUACCACGAGGACGGGGCCCGGAUCGAGGCUGCCUUCCGCCGCUACAUCCACCGCGCUGACCCCAAGCAGAAGGAGGACAGCUACGAGAUCAUCGUCUGUCAUGCCAAUGUCAUCCGCUAUUUUGUGUGCAGGGCCCUGCAGUUUCCUCCAGAGGGCUGGCUGAGGAUUGGGCUGAACAACGGCAGCAUCACCUGGCUCACCGUGCGCCCCAGCGGCAGGGUGGCACUGAGGACACUGGGAGACUCAGGGUUCAUGCCCCCGGACAAACUCACACGGACCUGACCAUGUUCCACCUACAGUAUUCACUCGUUCUCUUUCUGAGAGGUUCAGAUGUCGGUCGCAGGGUGAACUGAAUGGCUCUUGAUUUCUGCUUAAGUGUCUUGAAAGUUAUUUUUGGUGUUAAUUUUGUAACUUCAAUGUGCAAUGAGAUAUUCUGUGGUGUUUUGUUGUGAUCAACUCCCCUGCCAUCGUUUGCCAACUAGGGGAAAGUGGGGUAAGUUGAGCGAAAGGGUUAGUUGAGCCACCGCUUGUUUCUAGGAAACCAUGCACAAAACUAAUAAUGUGACCAACUAUUUAGGAAGAGGCAAUCAUUUCAUGGAGUCUGGGAAGGAAGAAACCAUAUGGUAAGCAAGUUACAGCCCAAAAACUGAUUUUCACAAAGUUAAAUUAAUUUGUGUUAUAAGUUCCAUGAUAAUUUAGCAGGUGCUUAUAUUUGUCCUAUUUCAUACAUCUACAAAUGUAUAUUAAUACACGUGAUUUAGAAAUGUGUCUUUUUUUUGUACAUCACACCUCCCCCUGAGACACACUCAAAGAGGGGUCACAGCCAGGGUCUGCCAUGAUCAAUGAGGACCGUGGCGCAAUUAGGGUUAAGUGCCUUGCUCAAGGGAACAUCAAGAUAUUUUUUUUUAUGUUGUCGACUCUGGUAUUUGAUUUCAGUCACUGGCCCAACACUCUAACUGCUAGGCCAUCUGAUGCUUGUAUCUAAACCUAUGUAGAUAGUUUAAAGAUUGUUUUGUACAGCAGUUGGGGUCUUUACAAGCUACAAUAUGAGGUCCUAAACUUAGCAUGAAAGUGCAUCCUUGUAACUGUUUGGGCUAAUAUAGUCAAAAUGUUUGCCUUGAGGUAACUUGAGCCAAUACCACCAUGACAAAUUAUGAUUGCAUUUUGACCGUUUUAUACAUAAUAUGCAUAGUAUUUUUGCAAUGUGUCAUGCAUAUGAACUCAAGACAGUGAAUUUGUAUUGAUACAGAGCAGACAUUAUCAUGCCUGUGUAUAGAAUUGUAAAACAAGAAGGGAUCAAGCCACCCCUUGAGGUUCUUAACAGAGCAGUCAAGGAAGUGAGAGAAGGAGCAGCAGCAAGGAAUGAAAACAUACACUGAAGAGGUACAGUAACAAACAUGUAGCUGUGUGAAAGUGAGUCUGUGGCAGAGGAACACAAGGUCUCAUCUGAUGACUUGGAGUCUGAGCUUGAUAAACAAAUCAAGAAUCUCGCGGACCAGUUUCAUGGGCUUAGUAGCCUCAAAUACAGAGAACUUGCCAAUUAAUUGGCAGAUUGAAACGUCCCUGUCCCAGAUAACUGGUCAAGAGAUGGAAGGGUAAGUGAUAUUGAAGAGCGAGAUCUUUAACUGAAAGUAGGCAUACAUUUAAGACAUUCAAUAUACCACAACCUUCCUUCCAUUAAUUCAACUUUGACCUACCAGCACCACCACCCACUUACCCCAAGGCGGCUCAAUUUACCCUGUCCCUAUGCUCAAUUUACCCCAUACCUGGGUUAGGUUGUGCCAAGAGUCCACUUUUUCUGGACAAGCUGUGUUUUCAAAAAUGUUAUGUUUAUUUCCAGGAAUACACAACAUCAUGAAAUAUAUGUAGAUAUCAUUGUUAGAAAGAAUACUAUAUUUCCCUUGACAUAGUGAUGCUGAAUGUAAAAGUUGCUCACAAUACACCACUCUCCCCUACAGAGUGAAAGGGGAGUAUACAGAGUAUGUUGUGCCCUUUCUGUCUUGAUUUUGUAUUAAACUGAAGGGGAUUUAGUUUUGAUUCAGGUUUCUCAAUGAACUGUUGCUGUAACAAUGCCCUUAACUCAGAAAGCUGAUGUGAUGAUGACUGCCAGGGGCCACUCAACACUUAUUAUGAAUGUAAACAGUAUGUGAGUUUCAAAGACAAAGUGAUAGGAUUUUUAAACCAAAAUCAUUUGUCCAAAGUAUGGCAUAUUUGCUGUAGUUCUGGUAAUGCUUCUCAUGCUGUCCUUUUGUAUUUGGAUCAACGCUUCCUCUUAGGUUUAGAUACAGUUGUGUUCAGUAGAAACAUGUAAUAAAGGACACAUGGUCAUGUAAAUGUUUAGUGUUCCUCAG
Molecule: messenger RNA, 3322 nt
Organism: Oncorhynchus tshawytscha (Chinook salmon)
Lineage: Eukaryota; Metazoa; Chordata; Actinopteri; Salmoniformes; Salmonidae
Product: serine/threonine-protein phosphatase PGAM5, mitochondrial
Exons: 6
Coding region: 366-1253 (295 amino acids)
Biological process (GO): positive regulation of mitochondrial fission
Cellular component (GO): mitochondrion
Source: RefSeq, a predicted model, not a curated record